AUGCCUUGGCCGAUCACGGCGAACGCCUCCACAGCCCUGCCAUCCCUCCUCUCGAGUGUGCCGCAGCUCGAGCCCGCAUUGCGCCUGCUCCGGCGCGAGGACCACGGCGCAAGCGGCACAUUCAUCAGCAACGGGCAGAGCACGACGGCUGAGCACGUCAGCGUCUGCACCAUGUCUCGCACAGAGCGCUGCGACCUGUCGGGCAUGGCUCCCGACUCACCCUGGCUGGUUCGUCCGGGUGGCAAGACGCGGUGCAUCUUCACGACCACCACGCCCUACCAGUUUGAGGUGAUUCGCGGCGACCGCGACAAGCUCCUCCUAUUCUUCCAAGGCGGCGGCGCCUGCUGGGACGAGCCCUCGACCAGCUUUCCCGCGUGCAGCACCGGCGCCUUCCCGCAGGGGACACGGGGCGGCGUCUUUGACCGCGCCAACCCCGACAACCCUUUCCGCGCGUACACGAUUGCGCACGUCCUGUACUGCGACGGCAGCGUCUUUGGCGGCAACGUGACGCGCCAGUACCGCGACCCGUCGGGCUCUCCUGUGCGGCAGGCGGGCUACGAGAAUGCGAGGAGCGUGCUCGACUGGGUGUACGGGCAGCAGGCGGCGGCGGGUACGCUCGCCUCGCCGCUCGCGUCGCUCGUCGUGUCGGGCUGCUCCGCCGGCUCGAUUGGAGCGCAGAUCUGGGCCGACCACGCGCUCAACCGGCUGCCGCACGUCGCUGCGGCGGUCGUCCCCGACUCGUACGCGGGCGGCACGCUCAUCGCGGAGCUCGGCUUUUGCUCGUCGCCGCUGCUCGCGCCGCUGCCGGCGCACCUUCGCGAGGCCUGCCUCGCGCGAACCCUCUCGCUGCACGCGGUGACCGCCGCCGUGACGGCGCGCUACGGCGCGGUCGCCUUUGCGCACGUUCAGUCCAAGACGGACGACGUGCAGCAGGCCUUCAACGUCGCGCUCUCCGCCGCGCGCAGCAUCGAGCCGUCGGGCUGCUUCGACGCCGAGACGUGCUUCACGGGGCCGGACCGGCUCUACGCGGCGACCAACGACUACUUCGAGCUCUACAACGCGGCGCCGAACCACGUCCACUUUUUCGUGCAGUCGUCGGAGCACUGCUACCUGCCAAACGACCUGGUCUACACUGCCGACCCGUCCGGGGCCUCGGGCGGCGGAGGAGGGGGCGGGGGCGGAGGGCCGAGGCUCGUGGAGUGGCUUGGCAGGCUGCCGCUGCGGCCGGGCUCGAAUGCGAGCAUCGAGACGCGCUGCGAGGGCGCCGAGCGCGCGAGGGUGCGGUGGUGGGUGCCGGGGGCGCGCUACUGCGACGCGAGGCUGGCAAGCAAGACGUUUGUGGCGCCCGGGACGGUGGUGGCUGGUGGAGGGCGGAGGGACGGCUCGGGGGCGAGCGGUAGGCGGAGGGACGGCGGAGAGGGGGUGGGAGAUGCGGCGACACGGUCUGACCGUUGA
Molecule: messenger RNA, 1455 nt
Organism: Emiliania huxleyi CCMP1516
Lineage: Eukaryota; Haptophyta; Isochrysidales; Noelaerhabdaceae
Exons: 2
Coding region: 1-1455 (484 amino acids)
Molecular function (GO): hydrolase activity
Source: RefSeq, a predicted model, not a curated record